Prorocentrum cordatum is the source of this 1526-nucleotide messenger RNA. Lineage: Eukaryota; Dinophyceae; Prorocentrales; Prorocentraceae. The record is from the annotation of a GenBank genome assembly.
AACUGAAGCGCCGCCAGGGGGGUCGGCGCCGAUCCAAGAUAUCUGCACGGACCUACGACACUCUUUACAGACGUGGAUUCCUUUGAAAGGUCCGCGAGGCCCUGGCCGGACUGUACGAGAGGCAGAGCGCGAUGAUGGCACUCGGUCUGAGCCCUGGCGGCAGGGACGAUCCACUGGAGGCCUCCGUGCUCUUGAAGCAGGGCUUCGAGUUCUCGUGGACGGCGUCGCGCUCCAGGUUGGACCCCAGCACGGUCAUGAUGGACCCCGAGAUGCGCCCUGUUCUGAGGGCGAAGGCCGACUUCGUCACCCGUGAGGACUUCCUGGAGCAGAUCUCCUCCGUGCUGCCAGACUUCCUCUCGCAGAGGAGCCCGCGGCCGCCCGCCCCGCGGGCGAAGUGGAAAAGCAUCUGCACCGCGGACCCCGCUAACGUGGGGGAGAUGGAGCAGCAGCUGGCCCGGCUGGUCGAACAGGCCCUGUGGGCCAUGGCCUCCGACCCAGCCUUCGGCGUGGAGGAGCAGCCGCCGCCCGUGGCGGAGCCCACCGAGGUGAACCUGGAGCCCUGGAUGGAGGAGCACGACGCCAGGGUCCGGACAGCCGCCGGCAAGCGGAGGGGGCGCAAGGCCCGGGCCCCGCCGCCGCCGCUGGAGCUCGUGAAGGAGGAGGGCCGCGCGGAGCCCGUGGUGCUCGCCUCCCACUACUGGGGCGUGGAGUCCCGCGAGGAGGCACGCGACGCCGGGGGCCAGGAGGAGGGCCGCCACCCGCAGGCCCACGAGGGGGAGGCCCAGGGGCCGGCGGCCGCUGCGGCCGCAGGUGCGGCCGGCCUGGCCGCCGCCGCCGCCGCCGCAGGGCCGCCCGCUCGGCCGGAGGGCGAGGGCGAGCCGGCCGCGGGGAGGCCGCCCACGCCGCGAGGAGGCGCCGAGGAGGCGGAGGCGGAGGAGGGCGGCGACGAGAGCGUCGUCUUCGGGAGCUUCGGGGCCGAGGCAGCCGAGGGCGAGGAGGGCGGGGCCAGGCGGCGCACGCCCUCGCAGGGCGAGGAGGGCCCGAGCAGGGCGUCCGCGGGGGCGCAGCUGUCGGAGGCGCCCUCCCCGGCUGCGAGGCCGAUGCUGGGCGCUGGCUGGCAGCCGAACCAGGUGGUGCAGUACGUCUGGGGCCAGCUGGCGCAGGCGCCCCACAGGAGGGAGCUGCUGCCGCUCCACGGCGGCCCGAGCGAGAGCAGCACGGCGGGGGCCACGUCGAGCGCAGGGACGCCGCAGGGGCGCGGCCUGUGGGUGCCGUCCGCCUCGGCGACCCCCACGCUGGACAGCGACGGGCGGCUCGGCAGGGCGUGCUUCCGGGCCUUUGUGCGCAACACCUUCAUCUCGGCAGCGCGACGAGAGCACCGCGCCCGGGUCGCGGACGUCGAGGUCGCUGAGCCCCUCGCUCUUGCGGCGGGAGCCGCGCGGGGCCCCCGAGGUGCUCGAGGCGCCCGCCGGCGCGGGCGAGGACGCGGGGGCAGAUCGAGGCGGCUCCACGCCUGGUCGCUGUGA